CUGCGGACGGAAGAAGUCUUGCAGCUAUGGCCGGGGGCCGCAAAGUGGACCUAGCCGAGGCGCUGGCCCUGGGGCCCGGGUGGCGACACGCGUGCCACGCGCUGCUCUACGCGCCCGACCCGGGCAUGCUGUUCGGCCGCAUCCCGCUGCGCUACGCCGUGCUGAUGCAGAUGCGCUUCGAUGGACGCCUGGGCUUCCCCGGAGGCUUCGUGGACGCGCAGGACCCCAGCCUGGAGGACGGGCUGAACCGUGAACUGCGCGAGGAGCUGGGCGAGGCGGUGUCCGCCUUCCGCGUGGAGCGCGCCGACUACAGGAGCUCCCACGCCGGGCACAGGCCGCGCGUCGUGGCCCACUUCUAUGCCAAGCGUCUCACGCUCGAGCAGCUGCAGGCGGUGGAAGUCGGGGCUGUGCGAGCCAAGGACCACGGGCUGGAGGUGCUGGGCCUGGUUCGAGUGCCGCUGUACACUCUGCGGGAUGGUGUGGGAGGCCUGCCUGCCUUCCUGGAGAAUUCUUUCAUUGGCGCUGCCCGUGAGCAGCUACUGGAAGCCCUCCAGGACUUGGAACUUCUGGAGCCUGGCUCUGUCUCGGGCCUCAAGACCUCCGCUUGUCAUUAGAGGCAGCCUUCUGUGGACCCAUGCAACCUGAGAUUGGGGGGGGGGGGGGCUUGAUGAAAAGGGAGGAGGCGGAGAAGGGCCUGUUUUCUCCUCUGGGCCCAAGAGGUGAUAGGUGAUACCAGAUUAAAUCGAGGGCGUGCGCGUGUGUGGGUACGUGCGCGUUCCGUGUUUUGAGCACAGAGCCUUGACCCAUGAUAUGGGGGAGAGGGGGGCAAAAAUCCACAGCUCCUUACAGGGUCCUGGCAGAUUUCCAGAGUCUGUCCCCUCCCUGUACAUGUGCACAUCGAGCCUGGCACAUGACAACCUCUGGCUACAUAUAGCCUGACACACUUGUUCCCCCCCACUCCGGCCCCUGCGUCAUGUCCAGUUUAAUCAGAGUUUGGUACUGGUGGGACCUAGCUGCGUCCUCCCUCUUUCCUGGAAAGCAGAGGAGCGUCCCUUUCCUACAAGGCUGCUCUGGAGUCUCCCCCUUCCCUCCCAAGGCCACGCCUGCUGAGGAGACAGAGGCAGAGGAUUUCCGUUCCCUGAGUGUGUGCCCACCUUACUUGAGGCUUCCCUAAUGCGGUGGGUAGUGAAAUGGGGGUGAGGCCUUAAGCAGCCCCUGCCUACCCUUUUUAUCCUCUGCAGCUGAGCGUAAAGGGUCUCAGGAUAGUGAGAGCUUCUUGGGCUGACAGUGGCCUUGAGCCCUCGGAGUCCUGCUGACUCUCAUCCAGGGCUUUGGCCUGUGGGCCGCCCUAGUGUCUGGGGAAAUCAGAAGGGAACUGACCCAGUCCUGUCUAGCCUGCCUUGCCAGAGAGUCUCAGUAACGAAAGGCUGAUAAGUGGCCCUUCGGUUCUCUUAACAGACACAGUGUCUUACAGGACUGUACAAUAAAUUUUUUAAGACUUGUCAGCCACAUGAUUUUAGUGGAAAUCCUUUAAAUCUGUCAUUUCAGAAUUCCCUGCACAGUACAUAAAUUUAUGUUGCUGUGUCCCACUAAAACAUCAAAAAAAUAAAUAAAUAAAUAAAUAAAAUAAAAAUACAGGUGUUCAGCCUCUGGGACAUAAUUUCCCAGUGACUGCUCUAGUGGGGAACAUAGGCUAAUACUACUGUCAUGUAUGUGUCCUUAAGUGUUCACAAGUGAAUAAACAAUGGAUGUAGAUCUA
This is a messenger RNA of Jaculus jaculus (lesser Egyptian jerboa), 1759 nucleotides long. RefSeq names its product U8 snoRNA-decapping enzyme. Gene Ontology annotation, biological process: sno(s)RNA catabolic process; mRNA catabolic process. Gene Ontology annotation, cellular component: nucleus. Gene Ontology annotation, molecular function: phosphodiesterase decapping endonuclease activity; snoRNA binding. The transcript is spliced from 3 exons. NCBI's taxonomy places the organism in Eukaryota, Metazoa, Chordata, Mammalia, Rodentia, Dipodidae. The coding region runs from base 27 to 614 and encodes 195 amino acids. The record is from RefSeq and is a predicted model, not a curated record.